AGGUCGUAGGCCUUCAGUCCAUACUCAAGUCUGAAAUCUGAACCUGAGUCUAUUAAGAGAAAACUUGACGUAUUGUUAAGAACCCACUAGAAAUUACUGAUCUUUUUUCUGUUUUUUUCGUCAAGUAUACCUAGGUUUCUAUCUGGAGACAUUGGUGAUCUACUGCCACCAGAUACAGAAACAGGUCAGGCGAAAACUCCUAUUCCGUCCAGAACCAUUUGCACCCAGUUGCAAUAAGCAAAUCUAAUCUGAAUCUUCAACGAAUGAAACUCGUAUCCUAAACACGUGAUAGAAGUCCAAUCUGUCGACGCUUUCAAAAGAAACGAUCAUUCUCAAGACUAACACAAGCACCCCGUCCUUUCGAAACUGAAACUGAGACUCAGGGUUAUCAAAAGAUAAAGAGGCAAAUUCGAGUUUGUUAUCUACUAGUUGUCAAUGCAUUUGUAAGGGACGUCCUUUGAUUCUUUAGAUAAAAGACUUGGAAUGUGUUUGAAUGAUAGAGAUUCUGAUGAGUGGCUUCGUGUUUGCUCUCGUAAAACAAAACGUAAACACAAGGCUACACGACCAGUGAAACGUCCUGCUAUCCAGAAACCUAAUGUUCCUUUAGAUUACAUGGAUGAUGACAGCCUGGAGACGGUUUUAGGUAGAUUUGAUGGUAUCCGGUCUAGUUUACUACUUUCGAAGCCAGACAGAACUUUCCUGGAAGGUUUAUUAAAGUCUAUCAAUCAGGCGUUCACAAUUAUAUCAAAUAAACAGACUGAGCCAAGUAGGAUUGAUGUGAUUUGUUUAGGAUUGGGUAACCCGGCUGUCCAUCAUGCCAGUUUACGUCAGUUAGUUGUACUAGAUUUUCUGUUGCAGUUUGAUCCACGUAUGGAGCGAUCACGUACUCACCUGUAUGAUCCUGUUUUCAAAUCUGUUGCUCGUGCUUUAAUAAGAAAGCUUGGAAUGCAUGUGAGUAUAUUUUAAUGUGAUGUAAAAGUGUGCUGAGUUCAUAGUAAACAUUCUUCUAGAUAUAAGUACAAAUAUGUCAAAUUAAGUCACGUUUAAUGAACGUAGAACCCAACACAGAUGUGCGUUAGCCCAGAAUAUAUCACAUUAGCAAGAUGAGACAAAAGUAACAAGAUGAGCAGUAAAGAAGCCUCAGUAAUAUAGCAGCUAUGAUAAUGGGUCAGAUUAGGGAUUGAGAAUAUGGUUCCUUAAGAUAGGGAAGGUGCGACUGAAUACCGGAGUCCAGGAUCUACGGUUAGGUAAAGAAUAAAUUUACCUGUGCCGUUGUGGCAAUCUCUGAGACAUAUAACAUGACGUCUCUAACCACUGAUAUAUUCCAUCACUUGGGUUCCGACCAACAUAUCUCAAACUUAACCAGUGACUUGGUGGACUGAUGCAACGUCUUAGUUUGGCAUUGUGUAGUGAAUUCUUGGGUGCAAGCAGAGCCAUUCAAAUUAUGUUCAUACCAUACUAAGGUAUAUGGUGUAAGGUCUGAAACGUUUUCGGGAAAUCUUCAAACUAGUGAAAUAUAGUUGACUGAAAGAUAUAUCGUAACAACUCCAGCAGCUUGUUUUAAAAUUAUAGUUAGUGAACUGAUCUAGGACGGAGCUCGUGUCACUCUUUAAUGUCUCGUGCAGUAUCUUGUGAAGCAUCUUCAGUUUACCAUAUUAAUCUGUUUGUUUUGUUUUUCAUUACGAAUGUUGGUAUUUUGUGACAACAUCCGUCACAGGUCCUUACCUUAUCUCUGUUUUUUUAGUUGACUUAACUGUCUGAGAAUAUCAGUGAUUAAGUAUCUUUAGAAUCCUUGGAAAUUGUACUCACUGUUGAUCCUUUUCAUUAUUCAAUGGUUUACUACUAAGACGAAGUCAGUCUGAAUCUAACCUGGUUUUCAAAAGUUAGGCACCUAAACCUUAGCCAAAUAUCUGUAUAAUUUAAUUUGCAUUAAGUUUAUUGACACCAUUAUAGAUUAGAAUAGAAUGUUGGCCAAACCGUUCUGUUAGCCAUUCUUAUGCAUUUAUCGUGUGCAUGUACUAGAUACUUAAUGGUUAGUAAAAUGAUAAUUAAAUGAUAAAGUAAGGUCUAUCUAACCAAUAAUAAUAAAGUUAGCUUACUGUACAUCAGUGAAUAACCAUACAAUGACGAAUGUCAGUCGUACUUGCCAUUUUGUUCAGUUUACUCAAAUGUAUGACACGAACAAAUAGCAAAAAAUGUCACCUACACAUUCGUGGAAUGAAUCGAGAAUAUAUGGUUGCUUUAUCUGUCAUUGAGAAUUUCGUUUAAAUCUUUUGGUCUGAUUUUUUCUAUCUAGAUUCUACCGAACAAUAAAGAAGGUUGUUAUAAAUUAUCACCUGAUCGAUUUUACUUCGUUAUGCUACCACAUUGCGCUCCAGCUCUUCUAAAUAAUUUACUGUUUACUAAUUGGUCGCCUAGUAUACUUUCCCGUGUGGUACUGUUCUCUAAUGGAUGGAAAGAGGCUCGCCAGGAGUUAAUUGCUUCAGGUGCUUCAGAUGGUCUGAAGAUUGCUAAGGAACUAGCUUAUAUUACUGCUUUGGAGUCAGUGGUUCACAGUCCUGGCAAAGAACAUUAUCUACUUUGGUCUUCAAGAAAUAAACUCAGGGAAUACAGAGAUUUUGAGGGUAUGCGUGUGCAAUGUUUUUCUCCUGUUGAAAUGGAUAGUUUACCAAAGAAUGUAUGGAAUAUACCUCCUUAUUCUGAAAAAACAGAUAAAGAAAUAUCCUGUUCUAGUAAAUUAACACAAAAUAGUGGGAUUUUUUCCGAUAUAAUUGAUGCUAAUGUUGUACCAAAUUUUAUCGAUUCCAACACUGAUGGAUAAGGAUUUGUUCAAAUUUUCUAAAAUUAGUAAUGGUAUUAUCUUUCACCUUUUUCCUAAUGAUCUUCAGACUCAUGAAGUAAAUCCAUCCUUAUUUGCUGUUUAUUUAUGUACAUUGUGAUUUUACACUGCAUUCCCAUAGUACGCUUAAUUACUGUACAUAUUUUAGUCUUUUUUGUAAAUGGAAUAUUAUUCUCCAUACUGAGUGAAUUUGAGUUUCAACUUUAAUUACUAAUUUGAGUGAUUUUUUUCUUUUUGAGAGUUAAAAUAUACCUGUUUUGCCAUUGCAAAAAAAGUGAGGACUAAUUGCCUAAGAAUAUUCAUUUUUUUUGCAAGACCAAUUAGUAAAGCUGUACAUUCGUAUUAAUAGUUAUUUGGCAGGUAAAGUUUUUAUUUAUUUUAACACAGCGUUGGUAAAGAAGGUACCAAAUAUAUAUGCUCCAUACAAUAUAAAUGAGGUUGUGCAUAGAUAAUGGAGGGUAUGAUAAGAAGAAGGGCAAUAAUGAACAGAAAUGUGUGAGAGUGAAAUAAUAAUGGGCGAAACAGUUCAGUUAGGAGAAAUACAACCAGAAAGAAUCCUUUCAGUUAAAGAAGCUACAUCCACUUUCAUGAUAAAAGUGGAAGAAAGUUAGCAGGAUAGCCACUGGUUUCUAUUCUGAGCUAUGUCUUAUAACAUCUCAAGCGAUUGUUAUACCAUCUCAAGGACCCCGACCAAGGAGUCGUGGUAUAGUAGUUUAUUAUAAGAUAGACAAAGACAUUUUCCAAAAAUUUCAAACAUGCGAAAGAAGUUGAGCAGUAAUUUAGAAGGUAUCAGAAAUUGUUGAGCGGGAAUCAUCUGUUGAUGAGAAGAAUUCGAGUUAGUUAUCCUCUUGACGAAUAUAAAGGUAAAAGGGAAACAAACCGGUAUUAAUAAUGAAUUAUUGAGUAGAAAA
Schistosoma haematobium is the source of this 3750-nucleotide messenger RNA. RefSeq lists its product as uncharacterized. The transcript has a single exon. Lineage: Eukaryota; Metazoa; Platyhelminthes; Trematoda; Strigeidida; Schistosomatidae. The coding region runs from base 484 to 966 and encodes 160 amino acids. Gene Ontology annotation, biological process: microtubule-based process. The record is from RefSeq and is a predicted model, not a curated record. Gene Ontology annotation, cellular component: nucleus; cytoplasm.